GUCACGUUGCGUUUAGGUUUUGUUUAUUUUUGUGCAGGUUAUAACAUUUAUCUGGUGGGAAUGAAGAGAUCUGGGGGUAAAUUGACAUGGCAUCUUGUUAGACUUCAUAGUUUUGAAACAAAAUGGAAUAAUUACAGUAAAUAUUUAUAAUUAAAUAGUUUUUAUUGACAACAGGUAGAUAUUACUGUGUCUCUGGUGAGGAUUAAACAAUGUCAGCAUUUGGGCUGUGCUUCAGUUUGGGUUCUGUAAUGCCAUACAUGGUAAUAACCCCAAGACUGGCAAGGCUGGCACAUCCCACCUCAAGAAAACAUCAUUACCUGAGAGUUGUCCCAUCAAGAACAUUUGGGUCAAAUCCAAAUGGAGAUGAUGAGGGUUCGGGAGCACAGACGGCACCUGGUCCAGGGCUUCCUUCAUUCUCGAGUCGGGCACCUGGAUUUGCCAGGCGACCCUUGUCUCCUUUGGAAAGGGUGAGUCAAAUGUUACCCCAGGAAUCUCUGAGUAAGGAGAUCUGGGAUCUCAGAGGGGACGGUGGAGAAACACAGAACCAGACUUCUGUAGAUGAUGUGGAAGACCUGGACCCUCAAAAACUGAAUGGAGAUGUUGUAGACGGGUCCAGAUAUCAAAACCAGACUUCUACAGAUGACCUGGACUCUCAGAAUCUUGUAGACACUGGGUCCAGACAUCAAAGUAGGGCAGAAGAAGGAAUGCACUCAAGUCGCACCCUACCGACGGAGCGGACGCUGCGUUUCGGAGAGAUCCUGCUGGCCGAGUAUCGGCGCAAACGCAGACUGGAGUUUCAGAAGAUGUUCCGGCUGGAGGAAGGAGCAAAGCUGAUGAGUAACUGGGGCGUUAUCCGUCACGAGGCGGUGGAAGGGUGCCACGCCGGGACCGUCCUCCGUACCAGCCUAGGGCUUCCCAUACUGAUCCGCAGACCAAGUCUGGAAGAGUUCACGCUGUUUAUGAAGAGAGGGCCUGCUAUCGCAUACCCGAAAGAUGCCAGUGCCAUGCUGAUGAUGAUGGACGUAAACGAAGGAGACAGUGUGCUGGAGUCGGGCUCCGGAUCAGGAGCCAUGAGUCUCUUUCUGUCCAGAGCAGUGGGCUCUAAGGGGAGCGUGUUGAGCGCAGAAGUAAGACAGGACCACCACAGACGGGCCGUGCUGAAUUACGAGCGCUGGCGUUCCGCGUGGAGGCUGCGCACGGGCGGCGAGUGGCCCGAUAACGUGAAGUUUCACCACGCAGAUCUGAUAACCUCCGCCCCGCUGCUCGCUGGACGUGGAUUCAAUUCGAUUGCUCUGGAUAUGGUCAACCCCCAGUUGGCGCUGCCCACGGCGGUCCCUCACCUACAUACCGGUGGGGUGUGUGCAGUAUAUCAGGCCAAUAUCACACAGAUCAUUGACCUGAUGGAAGGGCUGCGCUGCUCUGAUCUCCCUCUGGUGUGUGAGCGCAUCAUGGAGGUUCAGUACCGGGACUGGCUGCUGGCGCCGUCGCUCAGAAAGGACGGAACCUUCAACCAGCGCAAAGCUCCGGGAGACGGGAACAAGGAGAGCGAGGACGACGACGACUCGAGAGCGGAAGCAGCCGAGGAAGCUGCCAAUCCGAAGACUUUCCCGUUCGGAAGCGUCCCGUACAUCGCUCGCCCUCAUCCGGUACAGACCGGCCACACAGCAUUCCUCGUGAAGUUACGGAAGAUCUCCAGGUAGCUUCGGCUUCAUCCCGUCCAUAGCAUGCAGACCCGAUAUGAAGGCGGGUGAAAG
Molecule: messenger RNA, 1754 nt
Organism: Trichomycterus rosablanca
Lineage: Eukaryota; Metazoa; Chordata; Actinopteri; Siluriformes; Trichomycteridae
Gene: trmt61b
Product: tRNA methyltransferase 61B
Exons: 7
Coding region: 210-1700 (496 amino acids)
Biological process (GO): mitochondrial tRNA methylation
Cellular component (GO): mitochondrion; tRNA (m1A) methyltransferase complex
Molecular function (GO): tRNA (adenine(58)-N1)-methyltransferase activity
Source: RefSeq, a predicted model, not a curated record